GUUUUACGCAUGCGUAGACUGAUAGUGUGUUCCGGUGCGGAAAGACAAGAAGUGACAGGAGAAUAAGAAGGACCACAUUAAAAGGAUUCGUCUGGUUUUCUACAGUAAAAUAAGCAAUUUUAUCUACAAUAAAAGUUGCUUAACUGCUGCGAGUUCAAUGUCCUAACACGCUGCCAGUGCGAGCAGGUGUCCCACAAAGCCAUGGCGUUGUCUCAGAGGGACAGACUGUCUGAGCUGGUGGAGGAAAUUACCACCUCUGGUCAGACGGAUGUCAACAAGGACAAGAUGAAGGAAGUCAAGAAAAUAUGCAAGGAGUCAAAUGACUGCAUUGAUCACGUGUACCAUACAAUCAUUUCCCAACUCAACCAAGACCACGCUGAGAUCCGCCUGUCAGCUUUUCAGUUGGCCAGUGAGCUCUUCACCAGGUCCCAUCACUUCAGAACUCUUCUAGUGGAUAACUUCCAGGAGUUGUUGGAGUUGACAGUGGAAACCAACUUUGAGCGCCCCCUUCCUGAUCCUCAACCAGUAGCCAGAAAACUAAGGUCCCUUGCUGUGCAGACCAUCCAAUCCUGGCAAUCCUCUUAUGGCUCAGCAUAUAAGAAGUUGGAACUGGGCUACCACUUUCUCAAACAAUUUAAAAAGGUUGACUUUCAGGAUGCUGAGGCCAGGACAGUGGCAGAGCGGCAAAGAGAGCGAGAGAGACAAAGGAAAAUGGAAAAGAUAUAUAACCAACGACUGAAAGCAGCCACUGAAGAAUUGCAAGAGUCCUCCCCAGAGAUUGAAGUAACAUUGACGGAGUUGGACUCCUGCCUUAGGCCUUUUCCUCAGUUUGACUUUGCAGACAGCCAUGCAAGUAACAACAGUGACAGCUGCUUGCUCUCGCAAACAACCACAGCAUGUUUGUCAGACGACGAGCAGCCCUGUUGCAGCACGAAUAGCAAAGACAAAAAGGUCAAGAAGAAGAAGAAGAAGAAGAAGAAGGAAGGUGAAAAUGAAGAAGUCAACUGCAGUGACAAGAUGGAAGAGACUGAAGAAGGACAAAGUUAUCCUAUGAUAGCUCAUGAGGAAGACGGUAGAUGUGAAGCAGAAGAAGAACCUCUUCACGGAGACGUCUUUAUUCAAAACUCUGGUCUAAUCUCCCGCUCGUAUUGUCUGGACUUAAACAUUAGUCCUGGUCUUCAUGUAGCAGAGAAUGAGGAUAAUGAAGCAGUACUUUCAACACUGUUGGAUUUGCAAAGACUCCUAACAAGCAAACAUCUGCCUGCUGUGCGUCGUUGGGUUCAGGUAUUCAUCAAAUGUGGUGCAGAGCAGCAGGUGUUGAAAAGAGCGCUGGAUUUAAAGAGUUCCCUGGAGGCUGCCCAGAACAAACUGAACAAGUUGGACAUUGACUGUAAGGACAGAGUCAGAAAAGUGGGUUCAUCAGAUGGAGUGGAGGAGGAGGAGGAUGAGGAUGAUGAUGAUGAUUUCAGCGAGGUACCAGAAAAAGAAGGAUACGAGCCACACAUCCCCGAGCAUCUACAGGAGGAAUAUGGUUUGAUUCCCUCUUCAGCCCCCUCUGCCACUCCAGCAUUGCCUGUGACAAAAAGAACUCCUGUCCAAAAGCCUUUUACUCCACCUUUAGCUUCAUGUUCUCACUCCAGGAGGCUACAAAGACUCAAAGAAGAAGAGAGGGAUCCUACUUGUGCUGCUGCAACAUUACACCUCCUUCAAAAAGACCUUCCUCUGACUGCAGUAUCCAGCAGCUCCUCUCAUCCAAGUUUGACUCAGUCCAACACAGGCCCAACAACUUCAAAGGCUCCAGUGGUUCCUUUUGGAUUAGAUCUGUACUACUGGGGCCAAGAUCAGCCCAACUCCGGGAAGAUCAUCAAAAUGGGCUCUCAGCACCAGUUCUGGGUUCCAUCUAUUGUGGAAGAAGAGGUGGAGAACAAGGAGAUGUUGGCGGAGAGCAAAUGCAGAUACAUCUCCUUCCCCGGCAAAUUCACUCCAGUUAAACAUUACUGCCAUGUGCCAAUAGGCAACGGGAAGCUGUGUAAGAGACAGGACCGGCUGAAGUGUCCAUUCCAUGGGCGCAUCGUUCCUAGGGAUGAAGAGGGCCGGCCCACCUCCCAGGUGGAGCGUCAGAGAGAAGCGAAUGAGAAGAGGAAGAAAGAGGAAACAAAUAACUGGUGUGAUGCAGAGUUAGUUCGUGACAUUGAGAUUCAAACAGGACAAGACCUUGGUUCUGACAGGAUGGACAAAAAUAAGAAAAAGAAGAAGAAGAAGAGUAAAUAUGCAAAUCUCAGCAAUCUGAAGAACAAAGCAAACACAUCUCGUUCUCGCCUGGAGAAUCGAAUAUUCAACAAGAGUUCCAUGCGUCGAGUCGCUGAGACGCUGAGUAAAGCUGACAGCAGGAAACACGACAAGUUUUCCAACCAGUUCAACUACGCUCUCAACUAAACGCUUUCAUACAUUUCAUCACUUUUGUUCUACCACAUAAACACUUGAAGUAUCUCUUCUUCUGUCCUAUAGCUUGAUCAAACAUAUUUCCUCAUAGACCACACAAUCAUCUUCACUCAUUAAAUAUCAAACAUUGAACCCCAGUGGUCUAGCUUUUAUGUUGAUAUUUUAUAUUUCACCUUAGAAAGUGUUGUUUGCCUGGGAUUGUUUGCUUUUUUUAAUACAAGCUCUCAUAACUAUAUUUAUAACUAACUAGAUUUAUUGUAUUUUAUUUGUACUCUUUCGGUCUCAUGACGUGACUAGAUUAAGGAAACUGUUUUCUCAUUAAUGUUGUGUCAUAAAUGUAUGUAUUGUAAUCUGAAGAAAUUAAUUGGCAAUAAAUGUAGAUCAUCCAUGCACUUACCAUACUUAUUAAAAAUGACUGCUGUACAUGAAA
Molecule: messenger RNA, 2872 nt
Organism: Nerophis ophidion (straightnose pipefish)
Lineage: Eukaryota; Metazoa; Chordata; Actinopteri; Syngnathiformes; Syngnathidae
Gene: uvssa
Product: UV-stimulated scaffold protein A
Biological process (GO): response to UV; transcription-coupled nucleotide-excision repair
Cellular component (GO): chromosome
Molecular function (GO): RNA polymerase II complex binding
Source: RefSeq, a predicted model, not a curated record